AUGUCGGGAACCAGAAAGAAGGCCCUUCUCAAGGUGAUCAUUCUCGGCGAUUCGGGCGUCGGAAAGACGUCGCUCAUGAAUCAGUACGUGAAUCGGCGCUUCAGCAAUCAGUACAAGGUGAGAAAUGGAUUUCCGGGCGAAUGUUGCUCAAAAAAUAGUUUCAGGCAACGAUUGGAGCCGAUUUUUUGACUCGUGACGUCAAUAUUGACGAUCGGACUGUCACGCUUCAGGUAAUUCCAGAUUACUGGUAGAUUUUGCUGUAAUUUUUUCGGAAUAGUCGUCUUUUCGUCUAUUUUCAUUUGAAAUUCAAAUGUUCGCCUUCAGAUUUGGGACACGGCUGGCCAGGAGCGUUUCCAGUCGCUCGGCGUGGCGUUCUACCGAGGAGCCGACUGCUGCGUGCUCGCUUUCGACGUCACUAACGCCGCCUCGUUCAAAUCGCUCGACUCGUGGCGCGACGAGUUUCUCAUUCAGGCGAGGUUCGUGGAAAUAGCGAAGAACGGAGCGGAAAUUAAGAUUUUCAUACUCUAGCGCUGAAAAACCGGAAAAUGUGCCCGGUUUUUCGAUACAGAAUCAAAUUCCCUUAAAAUUGGUUCAACUAUUGUAAAUGUCUCGAAUUUGCAGCCCACGCGACCCGGACCACUUCCCGUUCGUUUUGCUCGGAAACAAGGUGGAUUUGGAGGCGCAGCGAGCCGUCUCCUCAAAGAGGGCCCAAUCGUGGUGCCAGACGAAGGGAAACAUUCCGUACUACGAGGUUUCGGCAAAGGAGGCGCUCAACGUCGAGGCCGCGUUCCUUGCGAUCGCUCGCGACGCACUCGCCAGAGAAUCACAGGUAAUAUCACGAACAAUGCGAUUUGGUGUAAUUUUUGUGUCGAAAUCUCAUGUUUUCCUUAAAAUAUACCAAUUCUUGCAGGAAACCAACGAUUUCCCCGAAUUUCCGGACCAAAUUCGUCUCAACUCGAACCAGCAAAAUCAGCAGAACUCUGGAUGCAAUUGCUAG
Messenger RNA from Caenorhabditis sp. 36 PRJEB53466, 997 nucleotides. Lineage: Eukaryota; Metazoa; Nematoda; Chromadorea; Rhabditida; Rhabditidae. The record is from the annotation of a GenBank genome assembly.